Molecule: messenger RNA, 348 nt
Organism: Danaus chrysippus (African queen)
Lineage: Eukaryota; Metazoa; Arthropoda; Insecta; Lepidoptera; Nymphalidae
Source: the annotation of a GenBank genome assembly
AUGACCGUAGCACCCGUAGCACCCGUAGCGGCCGUAGCGCUACGCAAUUUAUUUGCAGUUAUUUGUUUGUUGAAGGAUACAGUAUGGCCGCGGCACAUUGGCUCCAGUUCAGAUAUUUGUCACUAUCGCUGCUAUGUCUCCUCGCCACCACCCUUCGGGUCACAAGCGUGUGCGGGUGGUCGGGGAAGCGUAAACAGCGGCGCGUACUUGCGCCGCGUGAGAGGCAAGCUGGGCGAGCACGCUGCGAUGCUGGCUGUGGCGAUCUGCUGCAUACUGGUGCUGCUGCUCGUGUUCAUCAUCCUGAUCAUCGUGGUCGGGCAGAACAUGGAGGUGAAGGGCGGCUUAUAG